Punctularia strigosozonata HHB-11173 SS5 is the source of this 563-nucleotide messenger RNA. RefSeq names its product NAD(P)-binding protein. NCBI's taxonomy places the organism in Eukaryota, Fungi, Basidiomycota, Agaricomycetes, Corticiales, Punctulariaceae. The coding region runs from base 27 to 443 and encodes 138 amino acids. The transcript is spliced from 3 exons. The record is from RefSeq and is a predicted model, not a curated record.
ACGAACUCGAACACCAGAGACUCCUCAUGGCCGACGUUACCCCCGCUAAGCAGCUCUUCUUGUCGUCUCCUCAAUUCGCCGUCGUCGGCGCGUCGAAGGAUCAGACGAAGUUCGGGACGAAGGUAUUGCAAUGGUAUCAGGCCCGAAGCAAGCCGGUUACCCCUGUUCAUCCCAAAGAGGCUGAGCUUGAGGGCUUACCGACCGUGAAGAGCAUCGCGGAAUUGCCUGCACCGGCCGAGACAUCAAUCAGCCUUGUGACCCCACCCAAGAUCACCCUCGGGAUUGUCCAAGAGGCAAAGAAACUCAACGUGCCUGCACUCUGGAUCCAGCCGGGUGCUGAUGAUAACAGCGUUAGGCAAUGGGUGGAGGAGAAUGGCUUGUCCGAAAAGGUCGUUUACGGAUGCGUGUUAGUUGAAGGCGACAGGGUGUUGCAGAGCCUCUGAGCCUCGACUACGGACGCAACGUUCUUUCUUACCCGGAGGUGCGUGCGCUAUUACGGUGCACCAUCUCCUGGAUCGUUGACGUGCAAUGCCAAGCUAGAUUUAGAUAUAGACGAAUGUUUU